Macrobrachium nipponense is the source of this 3707-nucleotide messenger RNA. Its product is annotated as doublesex- and mab-3-related transcription factor A2-like. NCBI's taxonomy places the organism in Eukaryota, Metazoa, Arthropoda, Malacostraca, Decapoda, Palaemonidae. Gene Ontology annotation, cellular component: nucleus. Gene Ontology annotation, biological process: sex differentiation; regulation of transcription by RNA polymerase II. Gene Ontology annotation, molecular function: protein binding; RNA polymerase II cis-regulatory region sequence-specific DNA binding; DNA-binding transcription factor activity, RNA polymerase II-specific. The record is from RefSeq and is a predicted model, not a curated record.
ACUUGUUGCUGAUUUGAGGUAACGGUCAAGUGAGAACGAGAGGAGGAGAGAAAGAGAAAGAGAGAGAGAGUGAGCGAGCGAGAGAGAGAGAGAGAUAGAGAUAGACAGUGAGGAAGGGAGACUUCGUUCCAGGAGAGCGCGGUGGUCGGUGGUCGUCUUCUUAUACUUCUGCUGCUGUCGCUGACGACCCUUCGCCUCCAGAGGACCUUCUACCUACCGACCUCCCUUCUUCGGCCGCGCCUCGAGGAGGAGGGACUCGCGCUGUGGUGCCGCAGGAUUUCCCGAGCAGCGAUCACGUCCCCGGAGAGCGUCCGAGGCGGCGGCGGCGGCGGCGGUGGUGGUGGUGACGGGGUGUCUUCUUCUUCUUCUUACUCUUCUUCCUCUUCCACCGUCAUGAGCGGAUCUAACGUGGACGUGCCCAUGGGCGACGCCCUCCUGAUGGCGCAACGCCAGAUGCUGUCGUCGCUGCCGCCCGCGCUCUUCCUGCGGGCGUCGGAACGGUAUCAGCGCACGCCAAAGUGCGCCCGUUGCCGCAACCACGGCGUUGUUUCAGCACUCAAAGGUCAUAAGCGUUACUGUAGAUGGAGAGAUUGCGUGUGCGCUAAAUGCACGCUGAUUGCCGAGCGGCAGCGGGUGAUGGCAGCGCAGGUGGCGCUCCGGCGGCAGCAAGCGCAGGAGGAGAACGAGGUGCGCGACUUGGCAUUGUUGUACCACUCCACCGCCACCUCCGGCAGCAGCAGCAACGGAAGCCCUGCAACGGCGGCAGCCGCUCCCGGAGGUGGCGGCGCCGGUCCCCCAGGGGGGGCCCCGCCCCCCGUCGCCGUCGCCGCCGCGGCCGCCGCCGACCCCUUCUCGCCCAACGACCUGCUCCUGCCCCCUCACCUCGCCCUCUCCAUAUCUCUCCAGCAGCAACACCAACAACACCAACACCAACACCAGAGGCCCAUUUACACCUCUCCGUCCUCGUCCUCCUCGGACCAGCUCUCCCCAGCCGGAAACAAACGCCCUCGCCACGACGACGACGCCCGCAGCGGCUCUCCAGCCUCGCCCGUUCGAGAGGAACCUCUCAGCCUGAAGGUGGAGCCAUCCACUUCUCCCGGCGACGCCAGACCCACCCCCCCGCAACCCACCACGGAGGUAUCCAGCGCGAAUCGCGACCACCCCAGCGACGACGACGAGCCCGAACGCCCCACCAAAGCAGCCCGGAGGGAGACGGACGAGGACGACGAGGACCCCGCGGUCUCUCCCACGACGACGGGCAGCGCCCAGGACAUGGCCAAACUGUCCAGCAUGGAGACCCUGGUGCGGCUCUUCCCCGGCAGGAAGGUGCAGGUGCUGGAGGCCGUUCUCCUGAGAUGCGGCGGAGACGUCCUCAGGGCCAUCCAGACGCUUCUGUACGCGCUGCCGGCGGCCUCCGCCGCGGGGGGCGGGUCGACGCCCUCGACGCAUUCCUCCCACACCACCACGAGCCCCCACUACCAUCAUCACCAUCACGAGAGCAACAACAACAAUGAUCAACACCAACACCAGCAGCAUCCCUUGGCCCACCACCAUCUGCACCACCAGCACCACCCACAGCAGCACAAAGGGUCAUCGCCCCCCCGCUCCCCCCCGGAACUGCGACACCACGACCUCGUGCCCGACCCAGUGGCUCUCAGGGCGUCUGCUUUCGCUCCCUUGACGCCCCCGUCGCUGGCCCGCUUCCCAUACCCGCCGCCUCACGCCCUGAUGGGGCUGCCCUACCCGCCAUUCCUCCCACCUCGCCCGGACUACUACCCUCCGCUGAACCUGUCCUCGCACACUGCUUCUCUCUUGGCCGCCCAUCCGUCCGCGUCGUCUCCCCCGCCCAGGGACUUGUCCGUCUCUCCCACUUCGCAGGCAGACCCGGACACCGAAUGAAGCCUGUUACCCUUGGCACUUUUACUAGGCUCCUACUCCUCGAGAAUUGCUGAGGGUCAAAUCAACCCCCUUGGGGUACUACACAACGUAUGAGCGUUAGGUCAAUACUCCAGUCAACAUCCACACAUACAAUACAGGCGGAAGAACCUCCUCUCUCUCUCUCUCCCAGCGAGGCGGCGGCGUCUCGUCAAAUCCAGUUCUUCUGAAGGCGUCUCUCCUCUGAAGGCGUCUUGGUCUUCACAACGUUUUCUUAGCUGGGUAUCGGUGGCCGUUGUGUACCUUGUGUUCCACCAAGGCAGGUGUCUUCGCUUUACCACCUACUACUAGUUGUCAGUGCAUGUUUCAAUUGCAAAUAUGUUAAAUCCGUAUGUAUGACUUUAUUCUAACACUUUCAUGAUAAUACAAUGGGGCUUUUCAUUGCCUCUUUAUAUCAUUACAUGGUUAUGUUUUAGUUUUCUCAAAUUAAAACAAAAUACUUUUACGUUACAACAUCGCCAACAAGAAUCAAGUAUAAGAUGCAUAGUAAAUAUUGAUAGAAUAAUAAAAUGAUAAUAGCAGUGAAAAUAAAAUGUUGGUUCAUACUUGUACAUAAGCAAAUCAUGAUUGUUCUACCUUUUUUUAUAUGAGUGUAUGAAUGAUCAUGUAUUAACUAGAAUAAAAAAGAUGUAUUAAAAUGUCAGCAAGCAGGAAAUAUAUUAGUGGACCACGUAUGUUUCCCUCAUCCCAUGAAAACAUAGCUUUCAAAAGCAUCUGAUGAGGAAAAAUAACAAAUUAUUAAUAUGAAUGUUACCAUUCCUUAACUUGGGUGAUACAAAAGUAAUAAGUUACGUCUUGUAUCUGUAUAUAUAGUAGCAAUAUAUUUAUAAAUAGAUCGGCGCAAUGUGUGAUUGAUGCCAUGUGUACAUAUUACUGAUUUAGAUUCGUUAUCUCAAAUAAAAAAAUAAAAAGAAAGCUUAUAAUGUAGAAGGGGAUUUUACAAAACUUUCUAUCCAUUUCCAAUGAAUAAGUCGAGCGUUUAUAGGGACUGUGUAUUGUAUAUAUAGAUAUUAUAUGUAUAAAGAUUUUAGGUUAAUGAUGUCCACUCAACGUUUUAUGCGAAGGAAUAUGACAGAAUGUGCAAUAUCAACAAGAUUGUACAAUUAAUCACUGGAAAAUCUCAUUCUAUAUAAAAAAACAACGUAAUUAUUCGCCAUCAUCCACGACAUUGUACAAUUCAUCAACAAACAAUUAAUUAAACAUAAUAAAACAACCCUUCGCAAUAUAUACAAAGAAAUAUCAAAAGCGGUAGACAAGCAAAAAAAUAUUCUUUGCCCAUAAAACGUUGAGGAGAGGCCGAAAGUUACGUCUUAUUGUUUAUUCCAUGUUGUGUAUAUUAUAUUGAGAAGCUUUUCUACAUAUCAGUAGGCAGGAAACUUAGGUCUAUCUCUGUAACGGCUCUCCUGGAAAAAUGAACAAUUUUUGCUUGAAACCCUUUUCGAUUGCUUUAAGAAAGUAUUCAGUUAACGCGUUUUAUGUGAUUUUUUAAACAACUUGAUUUAAUUAAAUUCUGAUAUCAAAUUUAUUUGAAAUUUCAAAUAAUCUCAAAUUAUUACUCUUAUAUAACAUGACCACAAGAGUAGAGACAUAAAACUGCAGUACGUUUUUUUUUUUUUUUUUUUUUAAUUUAAGAGUGAUUUAACACAUGUGGUCACCGACAAUUUAUAAUUGUCCAUCUAAUUAUUUUUUUGUGUGUGUGAAUAAAAUAAAAUGAUUCAGGAUGAAGCCGAGAGAGCCCUCUCUCUCUCUCUCUCUCUCUCUCUCUCUCUCUC